AUGCCUUCCUUCAAAGCCCUAUUUCUCGGUCUCGCCGUCCCACUUGCAAUUCAAGCUCAAGGUGUAAUCCUCAGCGCCAAAGGCGACUCUGGAGUCAGCAAAGGCCUCCAAGUCGACCCCAACGACCCAACCGACGCAAACUUCAUCUCCCUCGCCGAAGUAACCGCCAAUGUAGUCAACGAAUGCGGCCGCACCCUCCAAGGAGGCAACAUCGACAUCGGCGAGAACGUCGAAAACGCCCUCGUAGCCAACGAAGUAACAUCCGUCAAAAAGGGUAGCGACGUCCUCGUCACCAUUCGUCAGGACAACGCCAACGGAACCGGUCCUUUCACCUGUGACAUGGAUCAGACCGAGAACUCCCUCGGAGCAGGCCAAACGCCAUUGACAGUCAAAGAAGGCGCCGCCGGGUCCGGAACCGGGAACUUAACUCUCACGGUCACGAUGCCUGCCGAUAUGGCUUGUAUAGGAGCAUCAACAGGAAACAUCUGCGCCGUCCGCUGCCGCAACGCCCAAAACUUCGGCGGCUGUUUCCCCGUGCAACAAACCGACACCGUCGCCUCCAAGAACUCGCCCGAGCAGAUCGCGACCACGCAGACGCUCGACGGCAUCAACAAGCAGGUUGCGCAGAAUGUGAAGGAUCUGCCUGCGGCGGUGUCGGCGAUCGAGGGCGCGAGUCUGGAGGGCCAGGGAAAGGCGCUCGCGGAGGAGAUUUUGGCGGCGGAUCCGGUGGUUGAGAGUGCGGUUGUUAGUUCGGCGGCUGCGACGGCGACGGCGGGUGCGAAGAAGGGGAAUGGAAACGCGAAUGCGAAUGCGGGUGGGAAUGGGAAUGGGAGGGCGACUGGGGGGAAUGGAAAUGGGAAUGGGAGGGGAGGAAGGAAUGGGAAUAAGCGAGCUGAGGCGGGACUGAGAUGGGCGAAGAGGGAUGUGUAG
This is a messenger RNA of Glarea lozoyensis ATCC 20868, 930 nucleotides long. RefSeq lists its product as uncharacterized. The transcript has 3 exons. The record is from RefSeq and is a predicted model, not a curated record. The coding region runs from base 1 to 930 and encodes 309 amino acids. Lineage: Eukaryota; Fungi; Ascomycota; Leotiomycetes; Helotiales; Helotiaceae.